AUGGUUCUCGAAAUGGAUAUGUUCCGCGAAGAGAAGGGUGAAUUUUGCUUAAAUGAGAUGAUAACUCUAAUUUUUUUUUUUACAAAUUUUGAAUUAAAUUUUUGAAAGAAAUAAUAAUAAAAUAAAAUAUUCUUUAUCAUCAAUCAAGUUCCAAUUUUGUUCAAGGUGGAAACCCGGAAAUCGUUCGCGAUUCUCAACGUAAACGUUUCAAAGACGUCGGAUUGGUAGAUAAGGUUAUUGACCUCGAUCAGCAGUGGAGAAAAGGUUAGAAAAUAUAAUUUUUCAAAUUUAUUCUUAUGAAUUUAUUUUUAGAACGAUUUCUUGCUGAUCAGCUCAACCGACAGAAGAACUUGUUCAGCAAAGCCAUCGGGGAGAAAAUGAAGGUAAAAAUAUAUUUAUGAAGAUUUGAAAUUUAGAAAAAAAUUAGAAAAAAGAAGCUCAAGGAGAUGAUGACAACGUGGAAGAUGAUAUUGUUAGCCGCCUUGCCGAUUUGAAUCUCGAUCAAUUAAAGGUUUGGAAAAUAUUAAAAGUUACCUCAAUUCAUUCUAUUUUAAGGAUCUCUCUGUUGUGCAAAUCAAGAAACUCCGCGUCCUCGUCGAUGAAAAAAUGAUUGAAACGAAGGUUUUUCAUAAAUUUCUCGAAAAAUAAGUUCAUACAAAAACAACAGGCUGCCAUGGAAUCCAAAGAAGCCGCCAGACAGGAAGCCCUGGUCCAAAUCGGAAAUCUGAUCCACGAUUCGGUCCCAGUUUCCGAUGACGAGGCCAACAAUCGCAUCGAGAGAACUUUCGGAGAUAUCAAGUCGACGAAAAAGUAUUCCCAUGUUAGUUUUUUGUGAAUUUGGCCCAUAAAUUCCGCUGUUUCAGGUUGAUUUGGUCGUGAUGGUUGACGGAUUCGACGGCGAACGGGGCACUGUUGUCGCGGGAGCUCGUGGCUACUUCCUUAAGGGACCACUUGUCUAUUUGGAACAGGCCAUUAUUCAGUUGGCCUUGCAAAGGUUUUUUUUGUUUCUGGAAUCUAACUCGCCCAGGAAAAAUAUUCAUACUCUGAGUAUCUCUUAGAAAGACACGAUUAAAAGGUGAAAAAUUCACUUUUUCUACUUUAGUGCAAACAUUUUUUAUUACUCAAACUUCAUUAUUCACUUCGAAGUUUUUUUUAAGUACGAAUCCGAAAAAAGGCAUCUAUCGUGAAGUUCAGGGAAAAAAUAUCGCGAUUUUCUUUUUGAAUCAUUGUUUCUUAACUUUUUUGAGGAUUCAAGCGAAGUUGAACACAUUUUUGUGGGCUUACAUUCGUCUCAUAAAUUUAUUUUUGAAAAAAAGAAACAGAUACGUUUCAAAAAGACGAUAUAAUAAUAUGGAAUUGAUUUCUCGCGAUUUUUCUGGUGAUUUGGCAUACGAAAAAAAUUUUUAUUACUUUCUCUUAAUACUUAUCUAUAACUUUAAAAAUAAUCCCAAUAAGUUCAAAAUGGUAUGAAUACUUUUCAAUUAGCAUUUGAAUAUGAUUGAAAAUUUUCCGAUGCUUCCAGUAUUUCUACCAUUGUCUUUAUCUCUUCUAGUCGAAUAAAGUUUGUUGACAUUAUUUUUUCAAGGCUCGGCGCCAAGAACUAUGUCCCGCUGUACACGCCAUUCUUCAUGAGGAAGGAAGUCAUGCAAGAAGUUGCUCAAUUGAACCAAUUCGACGAGGAAUUGUACAAGGUACAUUUUUAAAAAUUAAUUUCCCAAAGGACUCUCAUCGUUUGAUUUUUCAAAAUCUUUGAAUGAAAAGGUAAUGCCUCAAGGGCUUAUCUAUAACAGUUUUUGAUUUUCUAUAAUGUUCGCAAGGAAUAUUACAAAAAAAGGUCAUUUUACUUUACAAAAAGGUCAUUCUAAUUUUGCACCCAUAUUCUGUGGCAGUGGAAGGAGGAAAACCGAGAAAGUAUCAUAAGAAAAAUAGGAAAUUUUAGUAAAUUUUUAUAGGUGAGCGGAAAGGGCUCUGAAUUGGCCGACGACCAGACGAUCGACGAGAAAUACCUGAUCGCCACUUCUGAGCAACCCAUCGCCGCCUAUCAUAGGAACGAAUGGAUCAAGGUUUUAAAAUUUCUGGAAAUCCUUUAACUUUGUUUAUUUCAGGAAUCUGAUCUUCCGAUCCGUUAUGCCGGAGUUUCAACGUGUUUCCGGCAAGAGGUCGGAAGCCACGGACGUGACACCAGAGGAAUUUUCCGGUUUUUGAAAAGACAAUCAAAAAUGAAAAAUUAAAUUUCACAGAGUUCAUCAAUUUGAAAAAAUUGAACAAUUCGUCCUCUGCUCGCCGAAUGACAACGAUUCGUGGGUGAUCUUUGACGAGGUUUUCAUAUUUUUUGAACUUAUUGAAAAAGAGAAAUUAAGAUGAUUGGAAACGCUGAGGAAUAUUACAAGGAACUUGGAAUUCCCUACCAGGUCGUGGCAAUUGUUUCGGGAGAACUCAACAAUGCUGCCGCCAAGAAGUUUGUUUCAUUUUUAAUUAUAAUUCGAGAAUAAGUAGGGAUUUAUUAAUAUUUUUUUUUUCCGUCGUGGGAAAUUUUUCCAAGAAUGAGACAGGAAAAAAAUAAGAUUUUUUUCAAAUUUUUAUCUUUUUUUAACGUUUUUUUCAUUCGGAAUGACAAUACUCCAUUAAAGAAAAAACAUUCUCAAAGCGUCUAUAGAUGAUUUUUGAGCAAAUUUGUGAAUUUUAACAAGUAUUUGUUGAUUUUGAACAUAAUUCUAAUAUCAUAAAAAAAGAAAAAAAGCUCUGUUUAAAAGUUGGAGCAAUCAAUGGGAAAGUAUCUUUGAAAUUAACGAAAGUUUUUCAAAUUAAAUAUCAAUUAUUUUUGAAGUAAAAAGAUCUAAAUAUUCAUUGCGAAGAAUUUUCCGUUUUCAAACUCCAAAAGUUGAACUUCACUCUCUUCAAUACCUGUUCUUUUUAGAGUUCAGAAUAAUAGUUUUUUUCCUGAGAACGUUUCAUCUCAUUUCUAAAUUUCUGAACAAACUUGUUCCAGAAAGUGUGUAAUGCCCUUGUUCCUCACAUCAUGUUCGUUUUAUGUGAUUAGGUUUUGUGAAUAGUUCCGUAGACAAGUAAACGGAACGCCGAAACGAACAAUUAGCCAGAGGUUAAUGUUUCGAAUUUCUGAGAAAAAUCAUCAGGAAAGCGAUUUUUUGUGAGCGGAAAAUAUACGCCAUGUUAGUUGAAAAAAAAUUUUUCUUCGAAUUUUUUUUUCUCUCAAAAAAUUAAUACUAAGCCUUUCUCGCACGUAUUCUUUAAUAAACGGCUAACCUCAAUAUCUAGAGGUAGGUUCAACUUCUACUUUCAAUAUUUUUUGGAACGCUCCUCAAAUCUUCAUCAAAUAUCAAGCUUUUUAAACAUUCAUCGAUCCCAUCAAAAUUUUUCUCGAGAAAAAAAAAACCCUAAAGUUUUUAAAAAGUAAAUUGGAUCAGCAACUGUGAGAAAAAAAUUUUCAAAAUGUAUAUUUCAACUGUUAUUUCUUUACAAAAUUUCACUCAUUCGAGGCCUUAUGGCUCUUGAAAGCCUGACUAUCAAAUGCUUGAAAAUAACUGUGAGUUUAGACUGGACCUCGAGGCGUGGUUCCCAGGCUCGCAGGCCUACCGAGAGCUCGUCUCGUGCUCCAACUGCCUCGACUACCAGGCGCGUCGCCUCCGCGUCCGCUACGGCCAAACGAAGAAGAUGGACGGCGAGGUGAAGCCUCCCUGUGCAAACAGCCGCCAUGAUACGUAUAUCCCCGUUGCAGGUCCAGUACGUACACAUGCUCAACGCGACCAUGUGCGCGACGACUCGUGUCAUCUGCGCCAUUCUCGAGAAUUAUCAGACUGUGACGGGAAUCGAAGUCCCUGAGGUGUGUAGGAAAAGUGCACUUCCUGAUUGAAUUAGAUCUUCUUAUCAAUCAGUCAAUCAAAAAGCUCCAUUCUGCAAUCAAAAUUUUUGACCCGGAGGACCAAGCAAAAGCUUUCAUUAUAAUAUCGAUAGAAAUAAUUUCCAUCUGAGGAAAAUACAAAAUAAUAUUAGCCUAUUUCCAUUUUACACUCCACUAAACAUGAAUCUAGACGACGUUUUUCUGAAAUUGAUGAAACAGUAGCAUCAUGCGCAGUUGGCGGACCCUAAAAAAUUUCAGUUUGAGCUUUUUCCAUAUAGCAAUAAUAUAUGCUUUCUCAUUCGAAGUUCUAUAGACAAUCAUUUAAUUUUAAAAGAAAAUUUCAGAACAACUCGUUUUUCUGGAACCGUUCAUUUUCCUGUGCUUUUUUGAAAAUUUUCGCCAUUUCAGUUUUUUAAAAAGAUUCUGAUUUUUCAGCUUGAGCUUAAUGAGCCAAACCUGAAGUUCAAGUUAUACUAGGUCCAAAAAGGCGUUAACAUAUUCCAAGAGUGAAAGAGCGAAAAUAUUUGUAUCUCGAAACCAUGAAAACAUCUCUUCCGCUUUUAAAAAUAUCAUCAAGUGUUUUGGAAAGUCUAAAGAAUUUUGAAGUUUGGCUCUUACGCGUUAACUAGGAUCAGCGGAAAGUUCAAGAACAGACGAGAUCUAGACGUCCUGGGGGGAUUUUGAUUCAAAAAAAAGAAUGGAAAUGGAAGAGCACUAGCUCAUAGUUUUUUUUUUCAAGGUUCUGCAACAAUGGAUGCCUGAGCGGUACCGCACACACAUUCCAUUCGUGAAGCCGGCGCCGAUCGACGAGGAAAAGAAAAAAUCGUCGAAAUAAAUGGCCCUAUUGAGAGGUUUAUUUGCGUUCCCAAACUUUUGUGCUCCAUUUGUUGGCUGUUGUCGUUUUUUAAACUAUUUCUUUUUCUCAUAGAAUAUAUCAAAUUUUCAAAAUUGUUUUUUUUUCUGCAUAAGCGUGCGGAUGCUUUAUUCGGUUUCGGUUGCAUGUUAUUCGCUUUUGGGAAAAAAGCACCUAUUUAAUAAAUGUUAUUAAUUUAAAAUCUGCACGUUGGAGCAAAGAAAGUUAGAAUAUUUCUUUCAAAAAGCGAUGGGACUUUCAUGAAGAUUACUGUAAAAUUGGCUGUUUUUAUUCAUUCAGAUUCCAGGCUCAAGGUCAUUAAAAUGAAGUACGCAAUAAAAACUGCUGAAACUUUGAUAUUUGUAGUAACUUUUUAGACUUGAUUUAAAUAAAAAAAGUGUUUUUCCCGGGAUGUUGGUGCUAGAAAGGUUGAUUUAGCGAUGGCUUGAGCUGAAAUUUGAGUUAUGAAGGAUUUUUUUAGAAAAAAAGCUCAACCUAUCAACUUAGGGAAGUUUAUGGUACCGAUGGAAUUUUUGGCUGAAAAAAAGAUGUAUUCAUGGCGAAAAUUCCUGUUUUUUUUUUCAACAAAGUUUCAAAGUUUCUUUUCAGGGGUUCAGAUGCGCCAGAAAUCACAAAGGAAGUGGAAAAAUAAAUUUAGGAAAAUUCUCAAAAACACAAAAAAAUGUUUACUAUUUCUAUAAGCAAAAAAAGGCGUUUUUUCGAUCUAAAUAAGAGUGAUUUAAACUACUAAAAGUUACUUAAAAAUUACUCAAAAGUUACCAAAAGGUACUUCCAAGCUCAAGGAACAUUCAAAAAUUUUAUUCAUUCCUUCUUGCAAUUUUCCGAUUUCAGAAUAAUCAAAGGUCAAUAAUUCGUAAGUUCGAAACGAAACGAUUAUUUACUUGACAUAGGUUUAUGCCUUUAAUAGCACAUUAAGGGAUUUUGAAGAUACUGUAACAAAUUAAUGAAAGACUGCAGGAACACUGAGAAAACUCCCAUAAAACGUGUGUUUUGUUGCGUCGGGAAGAGAGCAUUCUUUACGAAAUACAAAACGGUCGGAACGGCGGCCGAGAAAGAGAAGGGCGCAGACAGUCGGCUGGUCGGACCCGUUCAAUGUAUUCGCCGACUGCGGUAUCGACCUGUACCCCUCUAUCAUCCCCGUCUCUUCCUUCUCUUCCCUCUCCUUGCUUUCUUCCCUGUUUACAGCUGA
Messenger RNA from Caenorhabditis auriculariae, 5922 nucleotides. Lineage: Eukaryota; Metazoa; Nematoda; Chromadorea; Rhabditida; Rhabditidae. The record is from the annotation of a GenBank genome assembly.